Messenger RNA from Pocillopora meandrina, 248 nucleotides. NCBI's taxonomy places the organism in Eukaryota, Metazoa, Cnidaria, Anthozoa, Scleractinia, Pocilloporidae. The record is from the annotation of a GenBank genome assembly.
AUGGGGCCGACUGCAGUCAUUGCCUAUGCCAAUAUUGCCAAGCAAGGAAAGGUUAAUCUGUUUCCCUCUACCGUAAGAUGUAUGACAUGGAAGCAGAAGAAGAAAGCCUAGCACCCUUUGGUCUUUUGGAAAUUAAAGUUGUAAAAGAAGGUUCUGUGGACCUCAGAAAUAUUCAACAUUUAUCAACCAAUGUUGAUAACGAGCUAGAAAUCAAGAAAUCGCACAAAUAUUACUACCAAGUGCAAUGA